AUGGCCUCGGCUGUGCCUGCUGAACUCGGUCAAGCAAAAUACCAUCGUCCUAUACACGGCAGCCACAAUCCGACACCUGUCAAGCAGACAUCCCAAAAGGCUCUACAAUCCAUUACGCAAGUCCCCAGAUCGCCAUCUAUCUCCCAGAGACCGCUUCUAGACCACGUCUCGCAGAAGGGCCCUGAGAGCAUCGUCCACGACUCUCUCGAGGACCGGCCUCCUGCGCCUGCUCGCCCGCCUCGACCUCUGCUCGACUUCCUUGAGGAAAGCGUGCCCAUUGAAACCCGCCAGCUUAAAGCAGUAUCGUAUGAGAAAGACGUCAUCGCUUUAGGCCCGUCCGCCCAGCCCCCGGUCAUUGCGCAAAACUCUCUUGAGGUGCCUUUGCGUGAGCACUCUUCUUGUGCAGAUCACGCUAUAGAGGAGGAUUCAUUCCAAGUGCUACCUCAAAACGUCUUUUCUGAGAAAAACACCACUUCAGGAGUUCUAGGCAAAGGCCAACUGCGAACCUCAUCGUCAAAACACGCUGUUACCGCAAACGAGACGCAAUCAGACCUUUCUGUUCACGUAUCUACAAACAGCGACGACGACAGCGGCGAAGAGUUACAAGAUUGUAUCACAGUCCGCUCUCAGCCUAUCGACCCUUCUGCCAAGUCCAGCUCAAGGGUAGCAAAGACUCCUGAUCAAGUGCCCCUGGCUUUUCGAGAAGCCGAGGAGAAUCAGAGCGCAGCUCCUCUGGAACCCACCAGAUCUUUCUACCUCGGCGUAUCUGCCCCCACUAGUCUCACCACGCCCAACAUGCCACCCAAGGGCUCAACUGCCAAGGCUACCACAAGUAAACCCAAGAAAUCAGCUGGCACUACCUCCAAGAAGUCAUUCAAACCUGCUCCGCCUCUUCCUGACAUCGUCAACCAAGGUGAGACUUCGGCCGCUGCUAUUCUUCGACAGAGGAAGGCUGGGGGAACCAGUCAGUCCAACACCACAAAACAAGCAUCAGCAGCAGCACUGGAAGCCAUUUCCAAGACCGGUGCUUCUCAAAAGAUCUCAGCGCGUCCGCCUCAAGUUCCUCCAGCCAAAUCUUCGACCAAAACUACCACGAAACCUACGCAACAACACCCUCAGAGACUCCCGACCAAACAGCCAUCGCGCAAGAUCGAGACUCCUGCAGACCGCGGCGAGUUCGAGUUAUCACCAGAUCCAGACGUAGAACAGUCUGCGGAGCCAUCGCGUCUCGAAAAAGGCAAUUCGAAACAGACUAAGGCCACAAAGACUGUAGCUGCUAGUAAAAAUGGUAACAGGAGCCAAUUGAAGAAACAAGCUGCCAAAGUUCCAGACACUGAUAGAGAUGACGACGACGAGGACUACAGCGCGCCUAAAUCGCAAAAGUCGAGGGCAGCGCCCACUACGCGAGCAAGCACGCGGGCUCAAACGAAGAAAGCUAACAGAGAUGAUGGAUUCGUUGAAUCCGCUCCAGAAACCACAACGAGCGAUGCUAUGAGGACGCAGAAGCGUGUAUCACAGAAUCCCAGUUCAACCGACAGAGAGAAAGAAGAGAUUGAAGACUCCGAGGAGAGCGUAACACAUAUCAACUCGGUCGGUGCUUCACAAUCUCAACUCGCAACUCGAGCCCAGCCGGCAAAGCCUCCUGAGCCCGAGCAAGCUAAGCCUCGACGUAAGACGCAGAUGAUGCAAGCCCUUACGAGUCCGGAUCGUGCCACGAUCUCAACAGCUACGGAGCCCAGGAUCAACCAAGAGGCCCCGGCUGCACACACCUACUCCAGUUCAGCAUACAGACCAAUGCCUAAACAAGGCACCACUCACAGGAAUCCCGUCAGCGUCAAUGACGAUAAGUCAAAUGAUGACGACGAAGAUGCAAUUAACCAAGAUUACGAUGCCAGCUUCAACCACACUAUCCCGGAGGUGAUGAGCCAGAAGCCACAGGAGGAACUCAAGACUCCCUUGAUCGUGGAUCAGACUUCCAAAUCUGGGUCUGCAGAUGCUCACUCAUCAGCAGUACAGCAGUCUCUAGCCCACCUGAGUAAAGACCACUCUGAUCUUGAUCUGUUGGCGCAAGAGCGUGCUCAGCGUAAGCCAAAUCUCGUGAGCUUCAGCACCGCUGGACCUAGAAAUCAGGGGACACGAGCUAUGAGAAAAGAUUCCAGCCCAGAUAUGCAUCGUCUACCUUCCGCAGAAGUUUCGUCUCCAAAUCUUGACCAGUGCAAUCUAGAAGACCCACCAGACAACUAUAGUACUGGCCUGGACAUGCCAACUAAGAAGUCAUCUGGUGUGGCAGUCACUGGAACAUCUGCUCAUGCUGGCGCCACCUCUCCUACUUACAAGGCGCAAGGAAACGUCUUUAAGUCGGAACCAGACCCCCCCACUGGCUACCCUGAUGAGAUAGCGAGCAUUACAGAGGUUCCUAUCGCCAAAACAAAGGCUUCGAAGGGGUCAGGAAUGUCGCUCAAGACCGCCAUACCUGAGGAUAGACAUACAAGCGCUCGGUUGGCCAGAGACGCAGCCGACGACGGAACGUUAGUCGUGAAUCGCACGGCAGUCGAAACCGGAGCUCAGACUGGAUUUUUGGAAGACCUGGUUGGAGACCCCUCGAGACGACUACCAUGGAAGCCAGAAGUCUUGCGCAAAGAUACAGUCGCGGCCAACCCUUCGGUAUCUCUGGGCGAGCCGAGGAUAUUAACUAAGUCCAGCAGUUCAAAAGAUCUGGCGCCUGUCAGCUCAGAGCAUCCAGGAUCUGCCAACCAGACACUAGCAUUACCCACUCCAAUUGACACACAAGCGCCGCCUCGCAUCAACCCACGACCUAUCGACAGAUCAGCUGAGCGAAAAGCUGGUCAAGGUCUGAUGCCCCCUGCACAGGAGACCGAAGAAAGAGCCGUAAACCCACGUUUGGAAGCGAAACAGACUGAACCACUUGGAACCGAUCGAAAGCGGCCUCCUGCUGAACUGACCCGACAGCCUGCUAAACAUUCAAGAACAAGCACUUUCCAAUCUCGUACACAGUUGACAAGGUCUCCAGCAGCCAAGGACCCAGUGUUGCGAAGGUCGUCUCAAGUCGCCGACAAUGGAUCCCCUAUACCCUACGGAACAAAGAUACCGCCAGACACAGUUCAAUCCCCCCGAACAAGAGACGAGAGGAUGUCGGCGACUCCAGUUACACCUCCUUCCCUGACACGUCAGCCUGUGGAUGAUCCAUUUGCUCAGGUCACGAGAUUUAAGCACAAAGAGGCAGUCAGAUCAGAGAGCUCCUUAGAGGAAAUGGGCGCUCUACAGGAAAACCUGCCAGCUCAAUCCUCGCCAGCCAUUACACACGCCGGUUUUGAUGAAGACACACAAGCGACAGCCGAGAGCAGACAGCCACCCGAGCCUCAGAAGAAACCCUCAAAAAACACGGUCCCAGAGCCUCAGCAAGAUUCGCCUCCAAAAGUUCAAGCUACACAAAGAAUGCUUGGCCUGAUGGAAGCAUUACGAUCAGAAGUGGUCCCUCAGACGGAUACAGAAGCCGCUGAUGGAGACGAGGUUGAGGACACUGGAGCCGAAGAAGCAGGAGAAGGAGAAGAUCCAGACAAGACACUGGUGAAUGAAGAAUCAGUUGAUGCCGACGACGAUGACGGUGAUGACUCGGAAUCAUCUUCGGAUACAGAUGAUGAAGGCGACAAGCCGAAGAGCGGUUUCUCGAUGUGGAGAAACGCACUAGAGUUUCAUCAAGGAAAUGUGUACGACCAACUGGUACGCAUAGCUCACCGGUUGACAGAGCACCUGAAGGAUCACGAGACAGCCAUCAAGGACAUCAGUUCGGACUACAAGCAAGAUGGGGAAAAUCUCAUCGAACGUCUUGAGAAGAGCAACCAAGCAAGACUCGAACAGUAUUGCACCAAACGAUCGAAGAUGCACAGAGGGCUUGUAUUAGGGUACGAGAAAGUGAGUGGUAUUAUGGAAAAGGACAAGAAGGACAUCAAGGCUAGUCGUGAGAGACACGUCAAGAUAUUGCAGAGGCAAGUGGAUGCAGAGAGAAGACUCGAGCAGAUACUGCAGACUUACCACCUUUGA
Molecule: messenger RNA, 4062 nt
Organism: Aureobasidium namibiae CBS 147.97
Lineage: Eukaryota; Fungi; Ascomycota; Dothideomycetes; Dothideales; Saccotheciaceae
Exons: 2
Coding region: 1-4062 (1353 amino acids)
Source: RefSeq, a predicted model, not a curated record